AGCACAGGGUUCCUUUGCCUUUUCAGUCCUGAGUGUCUCUUGCAAUGGCUCCUAAAAAAAAGGAAGAGCCAAAGCCUGCUGCACCAGCAGCGCCCAAGCCCCCAGAGCCCGAGCGCCCCAAGACCCCGGAGUUUGACCCAUCAUCAGUGACGCUGGAAUUCACCCCGGAACAAAUUGAGGACUUCAAAGAUGCUUUUCAGCUGUUUGACCGGACCCCAAACAAUGAGAUGAAAAUCACUUACGCUCAGUGUGGGGACUUGAUCCGGGCGUUGGGCCAGAAUCCUACCAAUGCAGAGAUCAUGCACGUUCUUGGAAAGCCCAAACCUGAAGACAUGCAGACAAAGAUGCUUGACUUUGACCAAUUCCUACCAAUCCAUCAACACAUUUGUAAAGCCAAGGAUCGUGGGACAUUUGAAGACUUUGUGGAGGGAUUAAGGGUGUUUGACAAAGAGGGGAACGGCACAGUCAUGGGGGCUGAGCUCAGGCAUGUUUUAGCCACUCUGGGUGAGAAAAUGAGGGAGGAUGAAGUGGAGCAGCUGAUGCAAAACCAAGAGGAUGCUAACGGGUGUAUAAAUUAUGAAGCUUUCGUAAAGUACAUAAUGGCAUCUUAA
Molecule: messenger RNA, 611 nt
Organism: Nematolebias whitei (Rio pearlfish)
Lineage: Eukaryota; Metazoa; Chordata; Actinopteri; Cyprinodontiformes; Rivulidae
Gene: myl13
Product: myosin, light chain 13
Exons: 5
Coding region: 45-611 (188 amino acids)
Cellular component (GO): myosin II complex
Molecular function (GO): calcium ion binding
Source: RefSeq, a predicted model, not a curated record